Gadus chalcogrammus (walleye pollock) is the source of this 1682-nucleotide messenger RNA. RefSeq lists its product as uncharacterized. The record is from RefSeq and is a predicted model, not a curated record. The transcript is spliced from 3 exons. NCBI's taxonomy places the organism in Eukaryota, Metazoa, Chordata, Actinopteri, Gadiformes, Gadidae. The coding region runs from base 275 to 1546 and encodes 423 amino acids.
AGCAGUAGGUCCACGUUAGAGCAACCCGGAAGUAAACAUCCCAAUGUACUUCAACUUUGGUUCUCGGCUGUUAUGAAUCCGGUGUCUUUGUACCGAUUGAAUGAACGGAGUGGGAUCGAUAACCUGCUCUUUCUGGCAUGUUUCCCAACCCGAUAACCUAAUGUGCUGUUCUGCGAAUUAGCCUAGUGAGCUAGUGGACGGACAAACGCUGCGGGGUGCUUCUGGAGAUUGGAGAUAGAACUGGAGAUAUUGUGAAUGGUGUGACCGUGGUCAGAUGGACUUGAGGGACUUUGUGCAGUCAGCAGGCAGGGCAGUGCUGGAGUUGGUGGAACGGGAAUGGGAGCCUCUAUCCCAGACCGAGCUGGAACAACGCCUGGACCAGGCGGUCGAGGACAUUCUGGAGGCUGACCUCGUCGCCAAGGUCCAAGCUCAGCCACCCGCGGUGUAUGUGCACCUGGUGCAGGCUGCAGACCCACUGGUGCUACCAGCAGAACCAGUUAAAUCCGCCCCAUCCGAAGAAGAGGAACAUCUGUCUCUAGAGACAGAAGAAGACCCCGUCGAUAGUUACGCCGUUAAGCACAUUACAGAACUCCUUCAGAACUCAAAGUCCCACUUCAGCAGGUCGAGGCUGGCGGGACGCGCCCGCAUCUCGCUGUCCCACACGGUGCUGCUGUCACUCACCCUCCUUUCCAAGCGCGUCAGCUACCGCUCGGUCUCCGGUCGCUUCCGCCUGGAGAAGGGAAACAUCCACAGGAUCUACUUCUCCUUCUGUGAGCGGGUCAACCUGCUGCAGGACGAACUGAUCCGAUGGCCAAGCGAUGAAGAAGCCGGGGACCUGCUCUGUCCUCUCUACUCUCUGCUUGGAAAGACCGGCCCUGAGGAGGUCCCGGGUGCGCCCCAGGUCCUGGGUAUCCUGGGCCACACCCGGAUCCCCAUCCGCCUGCCUAUCGGCAAGCAGAGCGUGGACAGCCCCAUGCCCGAGGUGAAGCGGAUGAAGAAGGAGGCGCACCCGGACUCCUGGUUGAACCUGGAGCUGGUGUGCGACCGCAGAGGCCGCUUCCUGCACUGCCACGUCAGCCAGGGGUCGGAGACGGGUCGGGCGGCGGAGCUGAGAGACCGGCUGGGUCGCCCGGCCCGCCCGAUGCCCCCGGGGUCCUGCCUCGUGGCCCGAGCGGGCUACCCGCUCACGGAGCACAUCCUCACCCCCCACGGGGCCCCCGUGGGGCCCAGGGAGGCCCUCUUCAACAAGACACUGGAGGCGUACUUCAGCAUCCUGGAGCAGGCGGUGGGCAGCCUGAAGGCCCGGUUCCAGCGGCUGCGGUACCUGGACAUGGGGAACUAUGAGAGGGCCAGGGCGGUGGUGCUGACCGCCUGUAUCCUACACAACGUGUUCCUGGACUUUGGGCCCCUGCUGGAGGGAGAGGCGGACGCAGAAGAGGCCGGGGUGAUGGAGGAGGAAGAGGGGGAUGGGGACGAGGAAGGGUUAAGGAGACGGGAGGCCAUCAUGGAUCUGUUGUAUAAAGGACUUGAAUCGACGUGUGCGUGACGUUUUGUUGUGGGUGUUUGUGUGGCUGAUGAGGGUGUUUAUUUGAUAUGUAAAUAUGUUUUUUAUGAAACAUUCUACAACACAAACACUUUUGAAGUUUACGUUACAACUGAAAAAUUAAAAUAAUUUAACAAAU